CCCAUGCAGUGCUGGGCAGGUGUUGGGAGCUGUCAGUCUGUACCGGAUGUGAUGCUCGGAGUUAUUUCCGGGUCAUGGCGUCCGUUGCCAUGGCGACCGAGUUUCUGCAGUAACCCGCUUCCAGAAUUUCAGCUCUCAUUGAGCGAGUUAUCAAACUGCGCGACAACAGACCGAAGACCGUCAAGGUUCAGCGCAGUUAAAGGCCUCGCUAUGACGAUCUAUGAGGUUUACUCACACCCUGCCCUUCUAAGAUACCGAGCCAAGGUUUGCUCCACAGCCACCCUAUUCCUUCUGAUUGUACUGGCUUUAACCUACAUCCCACCAUUAUUGGUUGCCUACAGGAGCCAAGGUUUUUGGUUAAAGCAAAGUACAUAUCAAGAGCAGCCCAAUGUUCGUUUCCGCUAUGAGAUCUUAUUGAUCGCUUCCAGCAGUACUAACGGGGAUUUCGUGGCAUGGAGUACUUUCCCACAGUUUAACAGCUUGGUCGGUGACCGGCUUAGAAUGCCUCAAGUAUCGGCAAGAGAAGAAGACCAGAACAGUGAUGGGAAGAUGGACCAGUUAUUUUUAAAAUUAGAGCUUCCACUUCAGUCCACAGAGAAUGUCUACAGUGUGCAGCUUAUGCUAACCUUCUCAUAUCAGCUCUAUCGCAUGUCCACGUUCAUAAUGCAGAGCAUGAUAUUCAUCCAACACGCAUCACCGAUUCCUGGAGCUGAGCUGUAUAUCAAUGGUGACCUGAGACUCCAGCAGAGAGAACCUCUCCAACACCAGGGACUGGACACAACAUACAACGUAUCUGUCAUCAAUGGAUCAAGCCCCUUUGCAAAUGCAUAUCAGCUCACAAAUAUAAUCGCAGCUUACCAGCAGAGAAACCUGACUACUGUCUUGAACAACCCCAGCCAGGUGUGGCUAGUCGGAAGAGCCGAUGCUGAGCCAUUUGUUAUAAAUGUGACUAUCCGAUAUCCAGUGGAAACAAUUUCAUAUCCUUUAUGCUUCUGGGAAAUGAUCAAGUUUGCCUGGAUUCAGUAUGUCAGUGUCCUCCUUAUCUUCCUCUGGGUGUUUGAAAGAGUUAAAGUGUUUGUUUUUCAAAAUCAAGUUUUAACAACAAUACCAGAGCGGAUGCCAUCUGCAAUCAAACCUCAUCAGAGCUGAGCGGCCGCAGGGGCUGCAGUUAUUAUUUAUGAAAAGGGAUGCGGGUGUUUGCCUAACUGAUUAAGCCAAACUUUUUGGAAGAUAAAGCAGCGAGCAGCUGUUUUAUAUGUAUUGUACUUUGCUAUCAUCAAACACAAGAUGUGAAAUAAAGGCUCUCCCACAGAAAGGGUUUAUUCACUAAGCAGAGAAUUGUGAAAAAAAUGGCAAGAUUUAUCUAUAUUGUAAACAAACCUCCAGUAUGGCUUCGGCCUAAGAUAUUCAACGGAGUCCGUUCUCCAUAAUUCUCCACUUGGGGAAUAAAUCCCAAACACACCAUCAGUGCGUGAAAAUACUUGGUUAAAACAAAAACAGAAUUUACAGUUCAGGGAGGCUGACAUUGUGUAAUCUGGUGAUACACAGCAAACACUUCUCCAAUAUGUGUUUUAUAUCUGACAGCAAUUCACGUCACUGUGCCUUUAAAACAGAGGUGAUUAAUGUCACGGAUAGUGGGAAGGCAUCCAUUUAUUAUUCAAUACCAGCAAUAAAUAUAAACUGUGUCCGGCGCUGUGAGAUCAGUCAUCGCUCUUCAAGCUUCAAUUGGGAAGCCAUAUUGGUUUGAUUGGUAUAAUUAGGCCUGGCUCCUAAUUGUACUUCAUGAUUUGGUGGAAGUUAGUAUGUCUUAUUGGUCCAAGAAAAGGAAUUAAGAGGGGAAGUUAAUGCUGGGGAUCAAAUUCAAGCCCCCAUUAGUUGUCUGACUACAACUCCCAUAAUCCCCUGUCAUGUUUUGGAAAUCGAAAUAGUUGGAGACCAGAGUUUAAACCCCUUCCAUUAAUCCCUCCUCAUGCCAACUCCUCCGUAAGCUGUCACACCAUUGUAACAAACCCCUCGGAUCAGUGACGUGCAUUAGUAAAUGUGGGUGGCCUUCCCCUAGAACGUAAGCAAUUGGAAUGAUGUCAGAUCCCUUUAAUCAUGUACGCUCCUUGUUUUGUUCUACAGCAUACCAAACUGUAGCUUCUCAGAUGCCAAUCAGAACCAGGCUUCUGAGU
This is a messenger RNA of Pelobates fuscus (common spadefoot toad), 2174 nucleotides long. It is a transcript of the gene TMEM231, whose product is annotated as transmembrane protein 231. Gene Ontology annotation, biological process: cilium assembly; regulation of protein localization. The transcript has 8 exons. Bases 4 to 1149 code for a protein of 381 amino acids. Gene Ontology annotation, cellular component: ciliary transition zone; ciliary membrane. NCBI's taxonomy places the organism in Eukaryota, Metazoa, Chordata, Amphibia, Anura, Pelobatidae. The record is from RefSeq and is a predicted model, not a curated record.